AAACUAGAGGUCGGCAUAGCUAAAAGUUGUUUUGUUUUUAAUUUGCAUUCCGAAUAAAACUAGGACUUCCGUAACUAACAUUAACAUAACCGGCUUGAAUUCAUCCACGUUUCCAAUUAACAAAUAAUUAAAUAUGUGCGCUCUUCCACUGUACAUUUUUCUGUUAGGGUAAACGGGCUAAACUCUAAGUUACUGGCACUUUGAGCCUAAUAUUGACAUCUAAUUUACGUCUUUACAGCUUUGGUGAUACGAGUGAUCGUAUCAAUAAUUAAGAGAUGCCUACAAUAGAGCUGUUUACCCUACAUAGGUACUUAUUAUGUAAACAAGGUUGUAUAUGUAUAAGGAUCGAUUAGAUGCGCGCGCUGCGCACUUGGCUUCAGGAAGUUCCCGUAACAGCGAGGCUCAAUCGCAAAUACAGUCAGCUGGGGUUGAAAUACUAGGAGCGAAGAUGCCGGGCGCCAGGCAUAAAAUAUUGGGGCACGUCCUGUCGGGAUUCUGCCACAAAAUGAACCGACGCAAACCUCUGUAUGGGGAUGCAAUGGACACUCCGCUCAACCGAUGUCUUACCACUCUGGACAUCACUUUGCUUGGCGUCGGGCACAUGGUAGGCGCCGGCAUCUACGUCCUAACGGGCGCAGUGGCCCGGCACAUGGCCGGUCCAGCCACGGCCCUCAGUUUCCUCCUGGCCGGCAUUACAUCUACCCUUGCGGCACUGUGUUAUGCUGAAUUCGGUACCAGGAUACCGAGAGCGGGGAGUGCUUAUGCGUAUACUUACGUUAGCAUUGGAGAGUUCUGGGCCUUCAUCAUUGGAUGGAACAUCGUCUUGGAGUAUAUGAUCGGUGCAGCGUCGGUCGCCAGGGCGUGGUCCGGUUAUUUAGACGCCAUGUUAAAUGGAGCUAUAAGCAAUGCCACCGUAUCUGUCACCGGAGAAAUGCACGAGACUCUACUUAGUCGAUAUCCAGACGUUUUAGCAUUUUUAAUAUGCAUCUUAGCCUCGCUCAUUUUAGCGGUAGGCGUUAAAACCUCUGCUUACAUCAACAACGGCCUCACUAUUCUAAACCUUUUGGUUAUAACGCUAGUGAUAUCGCUAGGUUUUUACUACGCUGAUAUAUCGAACUGGUCGGCUGCGAAUGGAGGUUUUAUGCCUUACGGAUUUAGUGGGGUAUUAGCAGGGGCUGCUACAUGUUUCUACGCCUUUGUUGGCUUUGACAGCAUUUCGGCGUCUAGCGAGGAAGCUAAAGAUCCUUCGCGGUCCAUUCCUAUAGCGACAGUCCUUUCCAUGGCUAUAGUAGCUUUUGGAUAUAUUCUUGUCGCUCUAGCUUUGACUCUUAUGGUGCCAUAUACGAGUAUUAAUCCUGAAGCGGCUCUGCCGUCCGCUUUAGGUGCAGUGCAUGCCGAUUGGGCUAAAUAUGCAGUUUCUGUUGGAGCUGUUUGCGGAAUGACAACUACUCUUCUUGGCUCUCUGUUCUCCCUGCCGCGUUGUUUAUAUGCCAUGUCUACUGAUGGUUUACUAUUCGGUUUCCUCAGCGACAUUAACAACAAGUCUCAGAUUCCUAUUGCAAACUUAAUUAUUUCUGGAUUAUCAUCCGCUAUUAUAGCUCUGUUGUUUGAUUUGGAGAAGCUUGUAGAAUUUAUGUCGAUCGGUACAUUAUUGGCGUACACGAUCGUGAGUGCCGCAGUUAUAAUAUUACGGUAUCGGCCUGCUCCUACAGUUGACGAUAAGACUUUUGGAGUUCCGCCGAUAGAUUCCCCUGACCGUGAAGAUAGUUCAGCAACUGGUACACCAGCGACUGAUGGCGGAUCUUCUUCUUCAGAGAUGUUCGAAGCUCUAACAGUGGGUCGUCUCCGCCCGCAAUACGCCUGGCUUGAGCCACUCGUCGGUGGCCGAGCGCCCGGCGCAGCCGUGUCGGGCUGUGUGUACACCCUGACCGCGGCUGCCGCCGCGUUGUGCGCCCAUAACCACUUCGUGGCCGAACAGGCGGGCUUGUGGGCGCUGCUCCCGGACCUGGUGCUCACUUCCAUCAUUAUUGCUUGUUUAUUCAUAAUCUGGGCGCACCAGCAGUCCCCAGCGCGGCUUCCAUUCAGAGUCCCGUGGGUGCCGCUGCUGCCCGCCGCCUCCGUCAUGCUCAACGUGGAGCUCAUGGUCAACCUCAAUGCGCUGACGUGGGCGCGGUUCGCUAUUUGGAUCACCUUCGGUCUACUCCUCUACUUCCUCUACGGCAUCCACCACAGCAAGCUCGGUGAAGGCGUAGCGGGUCUCCUCUCCCGAUCUGCGAGCGCCGGUCGCGGUUGGGGCGCCAUCGAGAAAACUUCGCGGCGAAUUGGCCGCUUCGGCCGAGAAAAAAGCGAUGAUCGAAAACCGAUCAUAAGCGACGACGAACUCGCGCGGCGGGAUCCGUGAUUCUAAAGUAAACUGUAUGUGUUCUGUCUAAAAGUUGCAAUUGGAAAACGCACGUUAAAAUUGCGAACAUACCUUUUAUUUAGCAAUUGAUCAGCACAACAUUACAUUGCAGCACUGAGACGAAUACCCUCAUUGUAAUUUUGCGGAACGUCGAGUCAAAAGACACAAUGUAUUGAAAAUGAAAAGACACUCUUUAUUAACUUUUAAACGACGAGAAAAAUAUUCUAUCGAUUUUAAGUAUGAUAAUGUUCAACGAGAGACAAUAAUAGGAUAUUUUACUUUAGUUCAAAAAUAUAUUGUUCAGGUGCGUUUUCGAAAUGUAACGAUUACUCGUAUAAUAAUUAUUUACAGAUCUGUGUUCAGCUCUAUAACUGUCGCUUAGUUUCUUCGUUUCAAAAGUUACACAAAAGAAACAAAGUUGCAUGUGAUAGUGUUAUUAUAUGCUUGGCUAUCACAUAUGAUCGGCACAAACCAUAAGAUGAAAUAUAUUAUAUGAUUAUGUACGCGGCUGAAAUCGGAUAAUACGCCAUAAAAAAAUCUCUGAACUAUUCGGACAAUAUAGGCACAAAAUCUAGUUUAUUUUGAUCGUAUAAUAAAAUUGCAUAACUCUUAUUGUGAAAAAAAUGUACUUUUCAAAAACGUUCUCCAAAUCAUAUUGUCAUCUCCUAUAGCACUGCUUCAUGCAUGGACUCGAAACAAAAUUGUCAGUACAUUGGUAGAGCCGUGUUGCUUUCCCUAGUAAUAACCCUUUUCACAUCUGUUAUAUUCCUACCCGUCAAAUAACAAAUCGUUUUUUUUUCUUUCAGUACAAACGGCAUUUUUUGUAUUUGGAUUUAGUUAUUGGAGAAUAUUACCAUAUAAAAUUAAACUACAUUAGCAUUAAAUGUUAGUGAUUUUUAAACUUAAUUAUUUUUGUACAAACGCGAGAACCUCAAAAAAUGGUCUGACUAGACGAAAACAUAUGCAUCGGGGCUCGUAAUACGCGAAAACAACAUUAAUCGUUAAGUCAUUUAUUCAAACGCUACUUCAUUGAUAACAUAUUCAGCUGAUUUAUACGAUGCCAGUAGAUGGCGCCAAUCCCACUGGUAUGCCCGUUCUGGCGGGGCGGGCAAUGGCUCUAUGUAGAGUAUGUAGGUAAACCAUUCAUUGAUGCCCGCGUCAUCAUGUAAAUCAGCUUGUAAUGAAAUUUUAACUCAGGGUCAAUUAUUGUAGGUAGUACCUACCUACAUACCAACGUUGAAUAAAAUGAACUUAAUAUAACUAUAGUAACAUAAUGAAAUUGACAGUUAAAAUGUUAAGCGUGACCAAAGAUCGCUUUGAAAAAUUGUUUAAAAAUACAUAUAUGAAAAGUACAAACAUGCCAAAGAAUAUUAUUAUAGCACAAAGUGAAGUCACUUCUAUUCGAAGUUGUUAUUCUCAUUGAUUAUUGAAAGCUAUGUAACAUUCAAUUUAAAUAGCUAAAAUGUUUGCAAAUUUUCAUUCAAGAGUACCUACAUUCCGGAUUCUUCAAAUACGUAGGUAGGUACGAGUACGGUCAAAGAAUUAAAAUUUUAGUACAAUUUCGUACCUUGUCAUAAUGACAAUAGUAUGAGGUCCCAUACGACUUUCAUAUUUAUUGUCACUGUGACAAGGUACGAAAAUAAAUUGUUUGUACAACAUGGGCAUUUUUUUCAGAAGUUACAGCUAAGCCUAAUUAUGCAAACUGCAUGUCGUUUAAAUUAUUGUGACGUCACUUUCUAUUAGUGUUGCCAAAAUCUUCCAAUCCACAUGAUGAUAAACACUUCAAGAAAGAUUUAUUGAAAACUAGGUAUUUUUUUACAAACUGCUAUUAAUUCCAAAAUCUUGUAAUGGCUUUGUGUGUACUUUUAUGUGAUGGUAGUACCCCAUAUAAACAUAUCGUGUAGUAAAAAGGUAUAUCACAAUAUCUUUUGAGUAUUAUGAGCAGCAUUGUGGCAGCUUUUUAAGUGCGAUUCCAGAAUAGGUAGGUACAUAAAUAGUAAUAAAUACAUUAUAGUAUGUUAUUUGGCUUUCAAUAAAUAUGUACCUAUAUCGUUUAAAUAAAUACCUAUAGGAAUGAACCGCCGAACAAAACUAUAUUCUAAAUAGCUAAUUGAUAAAAAAUCGAAUAUACAUGUUAAUUUUACGAAGUAGUUUAUAAGUAUGUCCUUGUAGAUAAAUAGAUUUGCAGAUAUAUCUUUUAUUUAAAUAAAAUAACUAGACUAUUACACAGUGACACCAAAUGUGAUCUUGAAAAAUUUCCAAGUACCUAAUUCUUUAAGAUUUUUAAUCAGAAUGUUAUUGUUUUGUGUAUUUAAGUUUAUAGAAUACCAAAAAUGUUUAUGAACUGCAUAUAGCAUUGUUAAUACUCUAACGACAUAUUUUAAGAAGCGUUGAUGUGUACAUAAAUAAAUUAUAAAAAUAA
This is a messenger RNA of Cydia strobilella, 4823 nucleotides long. RefSeq names its product cationic amino acid transporter 4. Gene Ontology annotation, biological process: amino acid transport; transmembrane transport. Bases 335 to 2401 code for a protein of 688 amino acids. The transcript has 7 exons. Gene Ontology annotation, molecular function: amino acid transmembrane transporter activity. The record is from RefSeq and is a predicted model, not a curated record. NCBI's taxonomy places the organism in Eukaryota, Metazoa, Arthropoda, Insecta, Lepidoptera, Tortricidae. Gene Ontology annotation, cellular component: plasma membrane.